Musa acuminata subsp. malaccensis (wild Malaysian banana) is the source of this 756-nucleotide messenger RNA. Its product is annotated as protein TIFY 10b-like. The record is from RefSeq and is a predicted model, not a curated record. NCBI's taxonomy places the organism in Eukaryota, Viridiplantae, Streptophyta, Magnoliopsida, Zingiberales, Musaceae. Gene Ontology annotation, cellular component: nucleus. Gene Ontology annotation, biological process: regulation of defense response; regulation of jasmonic acid mediated signaling pathway; response to wounding.
AGAGAAGAUGGUGCAGGGAGGAGAGAGGUCAGUGAGGAAGACAUCCCACUUCUCACUCACAUGUAGACUCUUGAGCCAAUACUUGAAGAAGAAGAAGAAGAAGAAUGGCAACCGUGGCGAGCUUGCACUUCGCCAACAAGCUAAAGAGAAUUCACUGGUGCCCAACACCGUCAGCUUCGAACCUGGGGUUGAUGUUUCAGGAAAGAAUCACCAUCGCCAUGCUGAAAACUCCAUUCUAACAAAGGAGGAAUCUAACAUGGCUACGAACACCAAGGAGAAACGGAAGGACCAGUUUACGGUCUUCUACGGCGGAAAGGUGGUGGUUUUCGACAAUAUUCCGGCGGACAGAGCCAAGGAUCUGAUGCUGAUGGCAAGUAAAGACACCACUUGCAACUUGAUGACACUGCAACCCCAAGCCAAUAAUUCUUCUGGUGAUUGCCACCGUUUGCAUGCUCUUGGCCAUGGUAUGCUGUCGCCUUGGAUCAUGCUCAUCCAUCUUUCUCUCGUUGAUGAUAGAUAUGCCCAUAGCGAGAAGGAACUCCCUCCAUCGAUUCCUGGAGAAGAGGAAGGAUCGGAUGGGCAAGGCACCAUACCAAGUCCAUGGCGGCUCGGAGGUGGCGAAGACGGAGGAAGACCAGCCGUGGCUCAGCUUGGGUCGACGAGUUCCGGAGGCAGGAAGCACUUGUCAUGUGUAGCCUUGCGGUGUUUCCGGUUCCUUAACGAGUAUAUUAUAUAUGUAUAGAUACUCGGGUUUGA